AUAACAUGUUUUCUUCACGAAAUUGCCAUCAAAGUUUGCUUGCAUUAUCAUUUACACUCAACAACACUAAAAGGCUUAACCAAUUAUGCAACACACAUUCACAGGGACGCUAACUGAGACUUUUAUGAACCCACGCACCUUAACCAUACACCACAAAAUCUGAUCCACAAGACUUUUCCAACUCCAUUAACUACAGCCACUAAUUCUAAUUCUUACUCACAUAUAUUGCUUUCUGAAACCAACUGGGAUUGCUUUUUCUAUGUCAUUUCUUCAAUGUCUAUCCUCCCCCAUCACAAGUACCUUACAAGGUCUCCAACCCAUCUUUCCAGUUACCGUGAUCCAUGCCUCCUCCGCACGCGACUGAUAUGUUCAGCCAUGAAAACUGCCAAUUCGAAGCCGAAACCAACCCAAUUAGCUAUGGAACCUAAGCUUGUAAGUACUUCAAAUUUAGUCACACCCAUUGGCAAUCCUGUGCUCAAUGACCCUAGUCUGCAAUCAACAUGGUCUCACCGCGCAUUGGUAGCAACUGGGUGCACCACUGUUCUUAUUUCCCUAGCCAAGGCUAUAGUUGCUGCAGCCGGUUCAGAUGCAUGGCUUCAAACCAUGUUAGCAGGCUAUGUUGGCUACCUUUUCGCUGACCUUGGCUCUGGUGUUUACCACUGGGGAAUAGAUAACUAUGGUGAUGCAUCAACACCGAUUUUCGGUGCUCAAAUUGAUGCAUUUCAAGGUCAUCAUAAGUGGCCAUGGACGAUCACUAGACGUCAAUUUGCCAACAACUUACAUGCCCUAGCAAAGGUGGUAGCACUUUUUGUGUUGCCAGUAGACUUAUUCUGCAACGGCCCAGUAAUCCACGGUUUUGUUAGUGUGGGCGCUGGCUGUAUAAUGUUCAGCCAGCAGUUUCAUGCUUGGGCUCACGGCACCAAGAGCAAGCUGCCACCGCCAGUGGUGGCAUUGCAGGAUGCAGGUUUGCUAGUUUCACGCUCACAACAUUCUGCACAUCAUAGGCAACCCUAUAACAACAAUUACUGCAUAGUAAGUGGAGUUUGUAAUGAGUUUUUGGAUAACCAGAAGGUGUUCGAGGCCCUAGAAAUGGUUUUGUUUUUUCAGCUUGGGGUGAGACCUAGGUCUUGGAGUGAGCCUACUUCUGACUGGAUUGAAGAGGUUGAAACCUCUUCACAUGUUACAGCACAAUAGUUUUUCUGUUUUAAGUACAUAUAAUAGUUUUUUUUAUAAUCGCUAAACGUGGCAAUGUGUAUAGGAUUGUGAAAAGACGCAUCAUUGUUUCUCAUUUUUUUAGUCUUUCCCGUGACCAAAUUAUUUUAAUAAGAUCAUGUUGGUAAACAGCAGAUUUGAGUA
Mercurialis annua (annual mercury) is the source of this 1356-nucleotide messenger RNA. RefSeq names its product fatty acid desaturase 4, chloroplastic. The record is from RefSeq and is a predicted model, not a curated record. Lineage: Eukaryota; Viridiplantae; Streptophyta; Magnoliopsida; Malpighiales; Euphorbiaceae. The transcript has a single exon. Bases 274 to 1194 code for a protein of 306 amino acids.